Messenger RNA from Benincasa hispida (wax gourd), 879 nucleotides. RefSeq names its product Avr9/Cf-9 rapidly elicited protein. The record is from RefSeq and is a predicted model, not a curated record. Lineage: Eukaryota; Viridiplantae; Streptophyta; Magnoliopsida; Cucurbitales; Cucurbitaceae.
AGAAUGGAAAUAAAUAGCAGAGAGAAAUGGAGUGUGUGAAAAUAAAACCCAUUUUCUGAUCUCUCCUUCCAAACCCAACGCGUCUCUUUCUUUCUCCAUCCGUCAUUAAAAAUCACCACUCUGUUUCUUGUUUUUCUUCUUCCUCACCGGCAAAAAUGGCGAGCCCUAAAUUCAACAAAUCUAAAUCGUCUCAAUCCGCCGUCGUUUGGGACUGCGGAAGCUCCCUUUACGAUUCCUUCGAACUUAAUUCCCUCAAACGCCAACUCGAUUCCGCUAUUGCUUCAAGAACUCUGUCCAUGCCUCAUCUCCCUGGUCGCCGCUGCCUUCUUCCUUCUCCUCCACCUCCGCCACCGCCGCCCUCCAAAAGGCCCUCCAAGAUUUCCAGGUCUCUCCACAAAUUUCUCCGGUCGGUUUUCAGGCACAAGCCGAAUUCCAGCCCUAGCUUUAAUCCGGAACGACUCGACUCUGGAUUCUAUGUUCUGUAUGAAGAUGAGGCGAAUUCACUCUCUAAGAUUCCGGAGGUUGGAUUUGCCGGAUUUUCGCCGGAAAUUGCUUCUUUGGUUCGACGGACUGCGUCCGAGAGAUUCACGGCGGCCACUUCUAUGGGUAUUUCUUGUGCUUGAAUGAAGGAGCCUUCUUAGAAUAUAGGUAAAUUAGUUAAAAUUUUUAAUAAAUAAUUUUUAACAAUUAUCUUUUUUUUUUUUUUGUAAAUUGAAUUUUUGUUUUUGAGAGAUUAAUUGUAAGACUUUGUAGAACCUAUAUUAACAUGUUAGACAUAUCUGUAAUUAAUUAUUUAAAAUUCUCAUUUGCAAGUAUUAUUAUCUAGCUAACAUGAGUGUAGCUCAAUUGAUAUUGUACUUGUAUUAUCAAGUUUGAUCC